Ipomoea triloba (trilobed morning glory) is the source of this 1778-nucleotide messenger RNA. RefSeq names its product RNA-binding protein 38-like. Gene Ontology annotation, molecular function: RNA binding. The transcript has 8 exons. NCBI's taxonomy places the organism in Eukaryota, Viridiplantae, Streptophyta, Magnoliopsida, Solanales, Convolvulaceae. The record is from RefSeq and is a predicted model, not a curated record. Bases 293 to 1093 code for a protein of 266 amino acids.
UUCUGAAGACACAACCAGUACACCUUUGUCAGCAUCUCUGUCUUUCUCUCUCUCUCUCUCUCUCUUCACCAAGAAUACGUUCGUGGCUUUGCUGGCUUCACCUAACGCGGUGCCCUCCGGCCCCACACGUUCUCUUCUUCUCUCCUCUUUUCCCUCCUUCAAUCCCCCGCCCCCGCCAUCGAGCUCCAUAGCUAGCUAGGCGCCAAGGGUUUUUGCGAGGGUUCCUCUUUUCUGAUUAUACGAGGUUUUGGCAAGAAGAAUUCUGGGAAUACGAGGUUUUGUGUGCUGGUAGAUGGCGGCGCAGCACGCGAGCACGGCGGCGGCGGCGGCGGCGGGAGGCGGGUCGGGUCCAGGCCCGGGUCAGUUUGGUGACACGUCUUUCACGAAGGUGUUCGUGGGAGGGCUGGCGUGGGAGACGCAGAGCGAGUCGCUGCGCCGCUACUUUGAGCAGUUCGGUGAUAUACUUGAGGGCGUCGUCAUCACGGAUAAGCAUACUGGGCGUUCCAAAGGCUAUGGCUUUGUGACAUUCCGGGAUCCUGAAGCUGCUAGUAGGGCUUGUGCCAACCCAAAUCCAGUUAUUGAUGGUAGGAGGGCGAACUGCAAUCUGGCUUCACUUGGCCGACCCCAACCAUUUCUUCAUGGAUCUUUUAGGUCAACCCUCCCCCAUCUCGGGCCGCAGGCUUUUAGAGGUGUGUACAUGGGGAACCCCGUUUACCAGCUGCCAGUUCCGUAUGGCUAUCAACCUGGAGUGCCUUAUCCUGCAUAUAGGUACCCAGCUUAUGCCCCUGAAUAUGCAUACCCUCAGAUUUAUGGCUUAUCAGGCACAAAUCCGUUGCCAGUUGGUCACAUGUCUCCCCAACCUGGCAGUCCCGGGUAUACAAUGAUGCGGGGUUAUCUCAUGCCGGGUCCUCAUAUGGUACAGUAUCAUAGACCUAAUGUUAGUGGAGCAAUCACAGACGGGACUACUACUGCAAUGCAAAUACCAUAUCAUUCAGGUAUUGUCAUGCCGUCUCCGGGUCAACCACAGAUUGCAGUCCGCUCACAUUUACCCCCGUUCCCUCAGGGUAGUGGCUCUAAUCAAAUGUCGGGUUGAAUUGCGGGUGGAGGCCGGAGAUGCACCAUAUCUUCCUUCAUCUUGAACUUCUUGUGGAUACCGGAAAUCACUGAGGUGCAAAACGAAAGUUCUUACUUGAGGGCGGGCCGACUUUUGAAUCUGACCUUUGGAAGUUAAACUGAAAUGCAUUGAAAGGUCUUCCAAAGUCGGUGGCCACCAAUGAUAACUAAAAUCAAAUCAUUGUAAAAUAUAUCGCUCGCUCACUCUGGUUACAUGGAACUCGGCAGGCUGCUCCUCCGUUUGCUGUCUUCUGUUCUGUAUAACCGACAUUUCAUGCCGGUCCAUUCCAGUAAGUAAUCGUGAUUGCAGGAAGCUGGUUUCCUGCAAUCGCACGUUUGGGAGAAUCAACGUAUGAUUCUUGAAUGGUGUUGGUCCGGCUCGGGUUGUUGGACCAACAAUCUCGUCCUCUCAUGUCUAGUGUCAGUUCAUCAUCAUUCAUACCCCAUUCCAAUUAACUACAUUUACUCAUGUCUCACGUCUAGUCUAGUCUAGUUUUCAUUCGGAUUAGAAUUAGUGUCACUCUUUUAUUACUGUUAACACAGAAAAAAUUUCUAAAGUGUAUUGUAUUAGCAUUGAAAAUCCAGUACAAGGUAAGAAUGUAUAAUUGUGUAAUGUGGGUAGAAUAAUCUAUGGAGAAAUCUUAUGAUUCUUUGCUUGAUUUAAA